UAACGUCGUUUAAAUCCAAUGCCCCUGUACACCAUUCCAGUAGGUGGCGGUAUUGCAUCAUCAAUCUAGUUACCACCCGGCAUCAAAUCAAAAGAAGAAGACAACAACAACGAAGAAGGAGAGUUGCGCGUGCAUGAUGAGAGAGGUAUAUUGCUGGCUCAGGAAGAAUGUAGUUCAUAUGAAUAUGCAUUGAAAGAGACAGUCUGCGCAUCGGAGCAUUACGAUUUCGUUGUACAGAGCACUCGCUUAUUACAUCGCACUCUGUGCGACUUUUAUUGUGUUUUAGCCGAAGGCAUGGAUGGAGCGCGCGCUAUACGGAAACGGAUUCUAAUUGUAUGGAUCGUUGCCGCGCUAGUUUGCGUGUUUAUGUUCUGUGAAUAUGUGGUCUACUUUCCUGUUAUACUACGAUGCUCGUGGCCUCGGAUUACGGAGAAACAGGACACUGUACGCGCUCUCUUUUUAUCGGAUCCCCAUUUGCUCGGGGCCAUCAGGGGACACUGGUUCGACAAACUGAGAAGGGAGUGGCAGAUGCAGAGAUCGUUUCAGACAGCACUGUCUCUAUUAAGGCCGGAGAUGGUCUUUAUUCUGGGAGAUGUUUUUGAUGAAGGCAAAUGGAGCUCCACCAAGGAUUGGGAAGAUGACUUAAGGCGCUUCAAACUGAUCUUUCAUCACCCCAGCGACACAGAACUUGUGGUUCUUAUUGGCAACCAUGACAUUGGAUUUCAUCACGAAAUGACCUCCUACAAACUUGAGCGUUUUGAGAAAGUUUUCAACGUGACGUCAGCACAGAUUCUAACGAAAAAAGGAGUAAAUUUCUUAUUGGUGAACAGUGUGGCACUUCAUGGAGAUCACUGUCUCAUUUGUCAGCGUGUAGAGGACAAACUUUACAGUAUUGCGCAGCAACUUAAUUGCUCCACACAGUCUGAUGCUCCAAGGCAGCAUUGCAAGGACAUGCCAACAUAUCCAUCAACAGCUCCCAUCAUACUUCAGCACUACCCUCUGUUUCGUAUCAGUGAUGCUGAGUGCACAGGUGAAGAUGCCGCACCACUCAACGAACGCUUUCAGCUUUUUAAAGAACGCUAUGAUGUGCUCUCUCAGGAUGCCUCUAAGAAGUUACUAUCGUGGUUCCAGCCCCGACUUAUUCUAAGUGGCCACACACACAGUGGCUGUGAGGUUUUCCACGAGAAUCGUGUCCUGGAAGUCAGUGUCCCAUCUUUCAGCUGGAGGAACCGUAACAACCCUAGCUUCAUCCUGGGAACCUUUUCUUCAUCUGAUUUUGCACUGUCCAAGUGUUUCCUGCCAGUGGAAAGCAGUAUUAUUGCAGUAUAUUAUAGCAGUAUGGUUAUGAUUGUGAUGAUCACCCUUGGAUAUCUGCGUCUCUACCAUGGAAUUUUGCAUGCAGUAAACAGCCUUCUGGACAAGAAAAAAUCUUUGUGAAACACAGACGUACACAUGCACUAUGGGUACUGUAUAUAUGGUCAAUCUGUACAAUCUUAUUUAAUCUCAGUCUCUGUGCAGUAAGGAACUGAUGUUGCACAGAGAAAAUAUAAUAUAUUGCUAAUACCAUUAUAUUCCAUCUAUAGUUCUUUAAAUAAAUAAAAAUCAUGUCCACCUGAGUUAAUAUAUUAUUUUAUUGGUGUUUUCUAAUGGUCCACAUGUAAAAUUCCCUUUUGCAAAGCUGUUUUCUUUUUUUGUUAAAUAAAGACAUUCUGGUGUCAUAUUUGGAACAAGGGCAACAAAUAGAAAACUCCUGUGUAUCUCACUAAUAAUGGCUGCUGUUCUGUUAUUUAGUGAAUAAUAAAACAUGAACACUUUUA
Clarias gariepinus (North African catfish) is the source of this 1817-nucleotide messenger RNA. It is a transcript of the gene mppe1, whose product is annotated as metallophosphoesterase 1. NCBI's taxonomy places the organism in Eukaryota, Metazoa, Chordata, Actinopteri, Siluriformes, Clariidae. Gene Ontology annotation, molecular function: phosphoric diester hydrolase activity. The record is from RefSeq and is a predicted model, not a curated record. Bases 295 to 1437 code for a protein of 380 amino acids. Gene Ontology annotation, biological process: GPI anchor biosynthetic process; endoplasmic reticulum to Golgi vesicle-mediated transport. Gene Ontology annotation, cellular component: endoplasmic reticulum-Golgi intermediate compartment. The transcript has 9 exons.